GUCAGAAGGCAUUCGCUAUGAAAGCCUUCGGCAGCAAGCGAGAUGGGAAUACGUUUAGGAUGCUCUUACCCAUUGAAUUCCUCAGCAAGACCAAUGGCUAUAGGAAAAGUGGUCAAUUCCCGACAGUCGCCGCUGGUCACCACAUCACGUUACCUCUUGUCCCGUUCGACGCUCCUGUCGAGAGUCUCGCAGGCUUAUCAACGUGCUCUAGCGAUCAUCGGCAGGUUGUCUCGACACCACAACAACCUGUCGGCGGAAAGGAUGAAGUCAUAACUUACCAGAGGCGUUCAGGCGGUGGGUCAUCGGGAAACCUUCCAAAGAAGAAGGGGCUCGCCAUACCUCCUUCGGAUCUUUUUGGUAGCUCUCGUGUUGGUGCCAGCUCGCGCUUGCGGGACACCGCUCAACGUGGAAUGGACGAGGAGUCGGAGGAAGAUACGGAGGAAGACGAACGGGUUCGCCAAUUGCAUUCACGGUUGUUAGCGACGCCUCGGCACAUCCAGGGCGAAGGCUCUUGCGAUGUGAAUGUGGGGCGGGAAGCUGCUGGAGGUGCCGAAGCCCUGGUGAGGGACGAUGAAGAAUACAACAAGCAUGAAGGGGAGUGUGGUAGUGGCGAGCGCAGAGAACAGGUUCGAGGAGCGGUGGACCACAUGGAGUGGGAGAAGGUUGCGGCAAGCGGUGGGGUGGGCGAUGGCAGUGUGGGUGGUUCGGAAAUGCAAGACGAGGAAUUGGAAGCCGAAGGAGGAGAUGCGGGUCAUGCUCGAAGGAAAGCUGUGGACGAAGCUCGGGUCGCCUUGAAUGCAUCUCAAGGGACGAAAGGUGAAGCCGAUGUGAAAUGCAAAUCAAGUACUCGGAAUCGCAAAACGUCACAACCCAAGAAGCCCGUGCGGCCAUCAAGGCGCCAGAAAUGGGACGACUCGAGCGACGAUGCUGAAGGGGUGGCCCCUCGCUUGCUCUCCCUCCCUGACGACGAGGAGCAAGAGACAAAGAAACCCAGUGCGGUCAACAUGACGCAGUGCUUCUUUCUCGAGUACGAUGAGGACGGCAAAAAGAGAAGAGACCCGCCGAGGGUUGUCAUUGACGUCAUGCAGAUUCUUCGAAUUCCGGUGGGAGAUAUCGCCUUCAACCAGCGAUCGAUGAACCCGGCCAUCGUGCACGGCAUCGAAGCGGUUAUCGAAGCAUCAACUCGUCCAAGGUCCGAGGAUGAUCCUGCUCCGUGGGAUCCACCGGAGUUGGUGCUGGCUCCGAUUAAGCCAUCAAAGGACAUCAACGAACAAGGGAUACGCGUCCUUCCAGAGGAAUUCGACCCCGAUAGGGCAGAUGAGUAUUUAUAUUACCCGGUUGUCGGUCAACAUACUUCGGAAGCUAUGAAAAGAGCAGUGGCGAAGAAAUCUGCAGCAGUGGAGGUGUUCGGCUUUCGGAAUUAUGAUCGUGUACGGAUCAUUUAUUUCGACGACGACCAUAAGAACGGGUACGCGUUUGUUUCGAUAUACGACAACACGAGAGGUGACCGUGCUAUGUUGCCGUCGUUCCACUACGCCUGCGAGGACAUCAGAGGAUUUUGGGACUCGCAGGAACGGAUCGGGCCUGUGGGGAACGUGUCCAAAGGAGAUCCCAAGGGUUUGUCACACCAAAAAACAUGGAGGGAAUUUCUGAAGUCGUGCAUGGGGAAGUCAUGUGAGAAAUCACUGUGGACCGAGAGUUUGGUUCCAAAGUGGCAACAGGACUGGACGAACAGAAUGAGUGGAUACAUGAAUGUCGCCACAUGCAAGAACAGGAUAUGGUCAUUGGUAAAGGAGUUUUUUGAGAAGUUCGAGGCGGGGGAGCUGCUGCUACACGACAACAAAUGCCCAAAGGACUUGCUCGGGAAGCAGGAAGGCCGGGUGCCGGGCCAAUUCACUGAAGAGGUGCAGGGGAAGAAGGAGGUGUUCCGUUGCAUUCCGGCUAUGGACGGGGGACCAAACGCUACGGUGUCCUUCAAAGAUCUCGUUCCAUCUAACUUCAAAUGUUUUGGAGAUAUGACGACACGAGAGAAGGAAAUUGCAUUGCGGUUGAUGAUAAAUAAGAAAGUCAUCGUCACUACUAGACUGGUUCCUCCUGGAAAGUUGAACAUGACCAACCUCCUCAAUAUCAUAAUGCGCGAGAGAUACAUGAUGCGACUGUUCAACUACAUCAUCUUCAAAUCGGAGAACAGAGAGGCGAAAGAAUGGAAGGAUGGAAACUUAUUCGACUAUGAAAAAGUGGAGGAGAGGUUUGGUGCGAAGGCAGCCGAAUGGGAUGAGGAAAGUGAUAGGAUCCCUUUGGAAUAUGUCCGGAGGGUUCCAAAAAGGCUCGACGGAGAGCAUGAGGAAAAAUAUCAGAAAGGAGCCGGUCUGAAGGCCACGGCAGCGUUGUAUAGGGACGCACCUUUCCACUUCAAGUACUUCGUAUACCAUGCAAUUGGAAGAGUGAACUUGCUGACAGCUGAGUUGCGGCUGUUAAAGAACGCUGCACUUAAUCUUAGUUGGGAAAAGAAACAGCGGCGGUCAACAUUGUUACCGGUCAACAUGCACCCCAAGGAGUUACUGCCCGCGGCCGACGAAAUUGUGACUGCGAUCGUCAUGAAGCAGCUUUACAACUGGGACGAUGCAGAGGUGAUACCCGGGACUUGGAAGCGUUUCCUCGCGGUCGGUACGACUGUCAGCAAGUACGAAAACUGGCAAGUCGAUUAUAAGGACACGAUGGUUGUCGUCCUGUAUGCCGAGGGCGGCAACCUCAAAAAGGUAACGAGGGCUCCUAAAUCAGAGGCGGAGCUAGUGGAGCUAAACGUUGAGGAGGAGCAGUUCAAGAGGUGCAUAGCGAGGCAUGGCGGCGAGGAAGAAAACGAACGAGAGAUAUAUGGGUGGUGGGAACGACAUCCCAAACGGUUGCAGAGUUCGUUUCUGCAUGAGGAUCAGGGGGUGAUUCUUAUUGGAAAGUCGUAUGCUAGACUUGUGUGGGAACUUCUGCGCGCUGGCCAUCAUGUUUUCUCAUGCGACUCGUCAUUGAAAGACAUUUCGUACUUGACGAAGGCCAUCGAAAUUCUUUGGAAAGACGCGAGAAACGAUUGCAAGGUUGAGAGACAGAAGACUGCGCAUCGUCCGGAUAGGGACAUGUACCACAAGCUGGGCAAGAAGAGAAACAAGAUGUGGGAGUAUUUGUUCCAAGGCCAAAGCAAGUCGCCAUUCGAGCAUGACUACAUAGUUCGCAAAGCGAUGACACAGGAAGCGUAUGGUGGCUACCAUAAAGCGCAGGUGGGUGCGUUUGCAAUGUUCGUGGCGAGAUGUGAACAAAUGAAGUUCACAACAAAUCAGGCAAUGCUGACGUACGAUGAGUACAGCAACAUUGCCAAAACAAACGAUGCAUGGAAUCCGAUCGAGAGCGACGAGGAGACCGAAACCUCAGACCUCGAAAUCGAAGAGCGAGUGAAACGUUUGCGAGAGGAAGUGCAAAGUGUGCCUGCAUGCAGCGUUCCGAACAAGAAUCCAAAAGAAAGUCACACGAAAUCGCGAGGUGCGAGUAGUCCAACGCGUGACGUGACCGACAGGGCGAGUUCCAUUGAAGAAAUGCAAACGGAUUCGCCUAUGUCCCUCCAAGCACUUGAUAAUACAUUGAUUCAUGGCAAUCGUCACGGGUUCCAGGGAAGGCCUCACACUCUUGGAGGAAACACGGAACAGAACAUGCUGGCAGACGACGAUGAGGAUGACUUGGCGGUUUUAGAUACCCUUCCGAGGCUGAAGCCCGGUGAUGAUGUUCCCGAUCGCAUUGUGCAGGUCAGUGAACAGCCGUACUUAAUUGAAGACAAGGUGCCAGAAACGGCGUCUGAGAAGUGGGGGCAUCACAUUUUGUGGCAUACAAACGUAUUCGAGUCAUGCAUUGUCAACGGAGAGUGGAUGAUGGCACUGCAUCUAGCAUCAAGAUGGAAAGUCAAACCCAGACUGGCAGAAGUACCAUGGUUGAAAUUGGCAAAGAGCGAAAUCGUCUUUUGUGUUAGGAAAGAAAACGAGGGAGCGAGCGAGGCAGCUAUUGAGGAGAAGGCUCAAUUGCUAUUCGAUUAUCUGCACUCCGAGAAUCAGCUGGAAUAUAAACACAAGUUCUAUGACUUGUCGUCAAGCCGCUCAUACAACGACAUCAAUUGGAAGAUCGAACUUCUUUCUGAGGGGCAAGGCAUCGAGACAAUCCAGUUGGGAUGCUCACAGCUUGGGGGGCAGUCGACAACGCACUUUGCUGCCAGUGUAGGGGAAGCGAUGAGCCAAACUGCUGUCAAGAUAAUGGGGGUGGACAAAGGAACACAGAAUGUCGACAACGAUCCUUCGAACGUUGCAUCGUACGGGCCGCCUCUACUAACUCAGGCGGAAAACCAGAGUGUAUCACAGAUGGAGAGCCCCACUCCUUCCACGAACAUGGCGGUUUCAAAUGGAAUGCAAGGAGGUGGGUAUGCAGAAUGUGUGACUGAGUUGCAAAAUGAUUCCGAUGAGAUGAUGAAGGUGUUGGAGGAGGCGGAGAAGGAGGCGAAGAGGAAGGAUGAAGGAUCAACCACGUCCUAGACAGUGAUUAAUUGUAUAUCGUUAAGCGAUGAAGGAGUAGACGUACAUGCAGGGGGGCAUGAUGACAAUGAGGAUGCAAGGGAUAAUGUUGAUGAACAGAAAGGAGUGGAUGACGGAGGUCGACCUGCGAGACGGUCGACAAGAGAAAUAAAGAAAAAACACCCGG
Molecule: messenger RNA, 4728 nt
Organism: Chara braunii
Lineage: Eukaryota; Viridiplantae; Streptophyta; Charophyceae; Charales; Characeae
Source: the annotation of a GenBank genome assembly